Molecule: messenger RNA, 883 nt
Organism: Drosophila willistoni
Lineage: Eukaryota; Metazoa; Arthropoda; Insecta; Diptera; Drosophilidae
Product: pseudouridine-5'-phosphatase
Exons: 2
Coding region: 109-831 (240 amino acids)
Molecular function (GO): phosphatase activity
Source: RefSeq, a predicted model, not a curated record
UAAUUAUUACUCGUCUUUGUUAAUUUCAAAUUUUUAAUGUUAUAAAAAACCAAAAAUAAAACUUUGAAAAAUUCAACAGAUGGGCAGCUAGAAUCUCAUUUAUUAGUAAUGGCGGCUAAACCACGCUUCAGUCCAGUCACUCAUGUCAUCUUCGAUAAUGAUGGAACCUUAAUGGAUAGCGAGAAUAUUUUUGCAAGUGCCAUGAAUAAUAUUCUGGAAAAGUUUGGGUAUACCUAUACCUAUGAAAUGAAAUUAAAAUAUAUGGGCAAACCGGGUACAGAGAUUGCCAAAUCUUUGAUUAAGCAACUUGACUUGCCCAUAUCAAAAAAGGACUUUAUGAAACUGUUGGCGGUCAUUAUAAAGACAAGUGCCCAGAAUGUUAAACUAAUGCCUGGAGUCAGAGAUCUUCUACUCCAUUUGCAUGAGUAUAGGAUUAAUAUGGCUAUAGCCACAAGUUCAUCGAAGGCCACCUUUGACAUCAAAGCUAAGCCGCAUUGUCGACUAAUGCCUGUCUUCCAUCAUGUUGUUUGUGGUGAUGAUCCGGAACUGAUGCGUGGUCGGGGUAAACCUAAACCGGAUAUAUUCUUUCUAGCCGCUUCACGCUUUAAUCCACCGCCUCGACCCGAGAAUUGUUUGGUAUUCGAAGACUCACCAAAUGGCCUUCAGGCGGGUGUAGCUGCAGGCAUGCAAGUAGUCAUGAUACCCGAUCCCCGAGUGCCAUAUAAACUAAGAAAAGGAGCCACCCAAGUGUUGGACUCCAUGGCUGACUUCGAUCCAGAGGAUUUUGGUCUGCCCGCUUAUGAUUGUUGUUCGAAAUUCGAAUUCGGCUAACAUUUGUUUUAACCUAGAAUAUAUUAAAUAUAUGUCUAUCUUUUUUUUUAAA